Meleagris gallopavo (turkey) is the source of this 2080-nucleotide messenger RNA. RefSeq names its product modulator of VRAC current 1 (gene MLC1). Gene Ontology annotation, cellular component: endoplasmic reticulum; plasma membrane; cytoplasmic vesicle. Gene Ontology annotation, biological process: regulation of response to osmotic stress. Lineage: Eukaryota; Metazoa; Chordata; Aves; Galliformes; Phasianidae. The record is from RefSeq and is a predicted model, not a curated record.
GAGGACUGGAUCCGGUGUUCGCUGGCCAUUGCAUGUCACUGCUGCCUACUAGAUUUUAAAUACGUUGUGUAGUCAUCAUGGUUAUCUGAAUAGAUGUUGUUGAAAGCCAAAGUGUAAGGGAGAACUUUUCAAAGACGGCAUGACUCACUGAGCGGUGAGAAGAUCACAAAGUGUACGGGCAUCUGUGUUCACAGGACUAUUUUAAACUGACUUUUCAGUCAGAGGUGCCUUUACAAAGUGUUAUGACCAGGGAAGAAGGUUACAGAGAAGAAUUCAGCUAUGACAGAAUGCCAACUUUGGAGCGGGGAAAGCAAGAGAAUGGAAAUUAUAUACCGGAUAUCAAGUCCAGUGACCUUCAGCUAUCAAAGAGGCUGCACCCUUGCUUUAUUUACAGAACAUGGAUCUUUUCCUUGCUGAUGGGUACUUGCCUCCUUAUUACCUCUGGGUUUUCACUGUAUCUGGGAAAUAUUUUUCCAUCUGAAAUGGAUUAUUUACGUUGCGCAGCAGGUUCAUGUAUUCCUUCAGCAGUUGUGAGCUUUGCUAUAGCAAGGAAUAAAAUUAAUGUGAUACCCAAUUUUCAGAUUCUGUUUGUCUCUACAUUUGCUGUUACAACAACAUGUUUAAUUUGGUUUGGAUGCAAACUUGUCCUGAAUCCAUCAGCUAUAAAUAUAAAUUUCAACUUGAUUCUACUUAUUCUGCUGGAAAUCUUCAUGGCAACUACUGUGAUCAUUUCAGCUAGAUCUACUGAAGACUGCUGUAUGAGAAAGAAAAAUACCACAUAUGAUAGUACCAUUGUUAUGAGUAAUGUCAGCUUUCCUACCCGAAUUCUGAAGUCAUACUCAGUAAUUGAAGUGAUUAUUGGAAUUUCAUCAGUAUUUGGUGGCAUAAUUGCUUUAAAUAUGGAUGUUCUAGUGUCAGGUCCAUACCUUUCAGUAACAUUCUUUUGGAUCUUGGUUGCUUGCUUUCCUAGUGCUAUUGCAAGUCAUGUGGCUGCUGAAUAUCCAAGUAAAUGUCUGGUUGAGGUCCUGAUUGCCAUUAGCAGUGUCACAUCCCCAUUGUUGUUUACUGCUUCUGGAUACUUAUCCUUCAGUAUCAUGCAAGUUGUUGACAUCUUUAAAAAUUAUCCACCUGCUGUUAAACAGUCUUAUGAUGUACUACUGUUGCUUCUGAUGUUGAUGCUGCUAAUUCAGGCAUGCCUUACUAUUGGAACUGUAAUACAGUGUGUAAAUUACAAGACAAAAAUGAAACUGCAGGAUUCGUCCUGGACAGAAUCACAGGUUAAAAAACAGGAGUACAGAACUACAGAGGUUUCCAAUAAUACCUUAAAGGAUUUUGACAAAGACAAAGCCUGGAAAGCAGUUGUGGUGCAGAUGGCUCAGUAGUUUGGAUUCUGCAAAUAAAGCCACUACAGUACAAUCCAACCCAAUAAAUCUAUUGUUGGAAUUAAGGCUUAAAAACUUUUCAGUUCAUAAACAGCAACAUAGUUACAUCAGUAGGAGCCAAUGAAUAACACAAUAAAUAUUGCCUUUCUAAUCAUUUUGAAAUAUGAUAACAUUUUUAACAAAUCUGUCUUUUCUGUUGGUAUCUGCAUCUUAGUCUUUCUUUUAAAGUUAUCAUUGGGGAAAAAAGUAAUGACUCACACGCUGAUAGCAAAAUAAAAUAUGACUGUAUGCAGUAGGCUUCAUGUGUUUGCAAGAGAUUGUAAUAACUGCAGUUAUGCAGUCAGUGUAACUGAUAAAUGCUUUUGUAAAGUUAUGAAUACAAAUUAUAAUUGUUAUUUCUGCUUAUACUUCACUUUUGUAGGAGUUGUAAAGUUCUUUUUCAUUUCGUUGCUUUUAUAUAAAUAAAAGUCUUUGUUAUCUGAAAGCUCAAGGGUAUGAAUUGAUGUGCUAACUGUAGAGGUGAAAAUAGAAUAAUUUCUCAAAUUAAGCUUCAUCUUCUGACUUUAAAGGGAGAAAGGGAGUUUUGCUGUCCAAAAUCAAAGUAAAAGUAAAAAAAAACCAAACAACAAACAGAUACAGCCAAAUAAGCAGAGAUACCACUGAUAGGAGUUUUUUCACACCUGAAAAUGUAUGUUUGG